AACUUGCUCUACAUCCCGCAGUUCCUCCAUCGCCGCCCUGAAGCGCUUAAGCCUCUUUCCACGUCAGUUAUGGUCAAGCAACACCUCGCCAAGGGCAUCGGCCGCAUGUCCGACAUGAUCAUGACCAAGGGCAAGGGCUCGUGGAUCUGGACGUCCGACAACCGCAAGCUGUUGGACUUCACAAGUGGCAUCGCCGUGACCAGCGUGGGUCACUCGCACCCGAAGGUGGUGGCGGCCGUGCAGAAGCAGGCUGCCACAUUAGUGCACGCUCAAGUGAACAUCGGUUAUCACCAGCCUAUGCUGGACUUGACGAACAAACUGCUGCCGGUGCUGCCUAAGAGUCUGGACUCGCUCUUCUUCGCUUGCAGUGGCUCGGAGGCUGUCGAGAACGCCGUUAAACUGGCACGUCACGCCACUGGAAAGAGCAAGGUAAUUGCGUUCCAAGGCGGCUACCACGGACGCACGGUGGGCACAAUGAGCCUAACGUCAAGCAAGACGAUCUACAGCGCUGGCUUUGGCCCGUUGAUGCCUGGUGUAUCGUUCGUGCCGUACCCGUACGCACUGCACGGCCCAAUCCACGACGAAGAGAAGAACGCUGAGUGGUGCUUGGACCAGCUUCACCUUGCACUCAAGCAGCAGUCGGCUCCUCGUGACACAGCUGCAAUAAUUAUCGAGUCGGUAUUGGGUGAGGGUGGCUACGUUGUGCCGCCCAAAAGCUUCAUGAAGGGUCUGCGUGAGAUCGCUUCAGACAACGAUAUCCUGCUGAUUGCGGACGAGGUUCAGUCUGGCUUCGGCCGCACGGGAGAAUACUUUGCGAUCGAUAGCCACUUCGACGUGCAGCCGGACAUCCUGGCGUUCGCCAAGGGUAUUGCAGAUGGGUACCCGAUCAGUGGUAUUGCCAGUCGUAAGGAGCUGACGGACACACAACCUCCCGGGUCGAUGGGCGGCACUUACGCUGGCAACGCCGUCGCUUGUGCUGCUGCCAUUGCCACUCAAGAAGUCAUUGCCGAAGAGAAUCUGCUGGAGAACACACGCACUCGUGGCGCGCAGCUACAGGCUGGACUUAACAAGCUGAAGGCGUCGGGCAAGUAUCCGAUCCUGGACGUACGUGGCUUGGGUCUGAUGAUCGGCGUUGAGUUCGACCUCGCUAAGGCUCCGCAGGGCACAGCUAACAAGAUCUCGGCAGCGUGUCUGGACCACGGCAUGAUGCUGUUGACCACGAGCAUCUUUGAGACGCUGCGUUUCAUGCCUGCUCUUACCGUCUCGGAGGACGAAUGUGCACUUGCUCUCGAGAUCUUCGAAAAGGCUUUGGACGACGUCUUCGCUAAGUAGGCGUAUUAGGAUUGCAUCGACUUUCUUAGUAAUUCGAUGAAUUUAACGUUUUUUUUUACUUGUAACAUUGCACUGCUCUAUGCAAAAAAAAAUCUAUUGAGGAGGGC
This is a messenger RNA of Phytophthora nicotianae INRA-310, 1439 nucleotides long. RefSeq names its product 4-aminobutyrate transaminase. Gene Ontology annotation, molecular function: transaminase activity; pyridoxal phosphate binding; identical protein binding. NCBI's taxonomy places the organism in Eukaryota, Oomycota, Peronosporomycetes, Peronosporales, Peronosporaceae. The record is from RefSeq and is a predicted model, not a curated record. The transcript has a single exon. The coding region runs from base 70 to 1332 and encodes 420 amino acids.